AUGAAGUCGACAUAUCUGCUCAUCUUGGCUUUUCUCGUGGUCUGCAACUUGACUGUGUGUGGAGGACAGGGCAUCCCCGCGGAGGAUGAGGCGGACGGGAGGACCAUCGACGAGAUCAUCCUCCAGAGAGCAGAGAGCCUCCUGUUACGGUCCAUCCUCAAGAAGAUACAGGACGAGGACGGCAGGAACGAGGGAUCUUCCUCUCAGGCAGAAUGGGUGACAAAACGACAGCAUCCCGGCAAGAGAUACGGCGAGGACGUGGAGAAGAGACAGCACCCAGGGAGGAGAGAAGACCCAGGGAGGAGAGAAGAAGAUGAGGAUGAACAGUACCAGGAUGUCCAAAAGAGACAGCACCCAGGGAGGAGAGAAGAAGAUGAGGAUGAACAGUACCAGGAUGUCCAAAAGAGACAGCACCCAGGGAGGAGAGAAGAUGAGGGGAGAGAAGAAGAAACGCAUUCAUUCAUGGAGUUUCAGAAGAGACAGCAUCCAGGGAAGCGUUACCUGAUGGUGCACAGCAAGAGACAGCACCCAGGUAAGCGUGAUGGGGAUGAGGAUGAGGAUGAGGAUGAGGAUGGAGACUUGGAGAAGCGUCAGCACCCCGGGAAGCGUUUUUGGGAUUUCUCCAAUCCGGAUUUUGGCACAAACAGUCCAUGUGAUGUUUUGGACCCUACAAGCUGCAGCAAGACCAGUUUGCUGCGCGACUUUUUAGACAACAUGAACAAGAGCCAGGCCGAGGAGAAGAGACAACACCCGGGCAAAAGGUUUGCACCAGAGGAGGACUUAGUGGAGGAGAAGUAGGAACAGAGAGUCCCAAUGCUGUGUUGUAAACAAGUCAAUGUGUAAAAGAAGUGACCACAAUGAAUUAUUAAAAAAAAAGAAAAAAGAAUUUAUGACAU
Molecule: messenger RNA, 896 nt
Organism: Anoplopoma fimbria (sablefish)
Lineage: Eukaryota; Metazoa; Chordata; Actinopteri; Perciformes; Anoplopomatidae
Gene: trh
Product: thyrotropin-releasing hormone
Exons: 3
Coding region: 1-798 (265 amino acids)
Biological process (GO): hormone-mediated signaling pathway
Cellular component (GO): extracellular region
Molecular function (GO): thyrotropin-releasing hormone activity
Source: RefSeq, a predicted model, not a curated record